AUGACGGACUAUGUCACUUCUAAGCGGCCAGAUAACGUGCUCAAUUGGACAAGUAUUCAUGUAUCGUCCUGGAUAGGGGAGACUAUUCCUGAGAUCGAUCCAAGUCUACUCCAAAAUUUUUUAGAACAUGACAUUGCGGGAGAUGUUCUACCCUACUUGAAGUCUGAAGAUCUGAAGGAAAUUGGGAUCAACGAGCUCAAGCACAGAAUCUCUAUAAAAAAGAACAUUCAUGAACUUCUUGUGAGCAAUGAAAAGCACAUUGAUACCAGUAUUCUAUCAGACACCGCUACCGAGCUAGGAACUUUGAUACUGACUAAUAAAUUCAUAACCCAGAUGGCGAACAGAAAGAAUGUUGUAGAUGAUUCCACUCAUCAUUCGAAUAACAGAAGGCUCACUGAACAGUUUAAUAAGCUUCGCAAAGAUCUUUUGCCGAUAUUCAAAUGGAUCAAGGAGACCCAACCAUUACCCACUCCAGAGAAUACACAUUUCGCAAAUAUGGGUUCAGUACCAGCAUCUCCUGUGGAGCAUACUUCAGGUGAGUCAACAUUGUCUAACCCCAGUCUAAGCACCAUCAAUGCUGGCGAAGGAGUGAACUCUGCAGUUGCAGGGCAAUCUCUCGGGAGGAAACCUACAUUAUCCUCCAGAAGACAAUCACAUGCUUUGUCUCCAACUGGUGAACACCUGAAUGUGUCAUCAUCAUCUCCUUCGACGGGGAAUUUUGAAACUCUGAAUGGAGAAAGACCCAAUCUUAGAUCUGCUUCGUCAGGAUCACAGGAACAUACUGAGAACGAACUAUUGAAGCCGUUGAGAGUUAAAGCAGAUGAGCCUUGCUAUAAGGUGAUUCAGAAUGCCAUGAAAAGACAUGGCUUAUCGGUAGAUGAUUGGCGCAAGUAUGCUUUGGUCAUCUGCUAUGGAGAUGAAGAACGAGUACUAGGCUUACAUGAAAAACCUGGGAGUAUCUUCAAGGAACUCAAAGAUCAGAAACAGAAUCCUGCAAUCAUGCUUCGUCAAAUUGACACUAAUAAUGACGAUCAGAACCAUAUUGAAACCCCUGGAGGGAGAUUAUGA
Komagataella phaffii GS115 is the source of this 1068-nucleotide messenger RNA. Its product is annotated as Protein involved in mating response, invasive/filamentous growth, and osmotolerance. NCBI's taxonomy places the organism in Eukaryota, Fungi, Ascomycota, Pichiomycetes, Pichiales, Pichiaceae. Gene Ontology annotation, biological process: signal transduction. The record is from RefSeq and is a predicted model, not a curated record. Gene Ontology annotation, molecular function: protein binding. The coding region runs from base 1 to 1068 and encodes 355 amino acids. The transcript has a single exon.